CGCGAGGGGGUGUGGCCAGAUGGUUUCUCCUUAAAAUGGCUCCAAGUCUCCGGACAGCUCGAGCCAGCGGAAGGGCACGCCGGAGCCGUGCUGGAGGAGCUGUCCGGGUGGGACUGACCGGGCCGAGCCGGAGCGGACGCGAAGGGGCCAGCGCCUGCAGCAUCGCUCCGUCCUCCUGGCGCGCUCUGCGUGCGCGCACCGAGUCUCCCUCCCCGUCUCCAGGGCCUUGUGGCACGAGAGUCGCUGGCAGCGCGCGGCUUGGGCAUCUCUGCGCACCGGUUCUGUCCUGGUCUCAGGGGAACUUUGUCGCGUUUUCCAUCCGCCGGACUGGACGGGUGGGAUGCUCGACACCGUCGGGGCUUGGCUGUGGGGUUCUUGCAGGGCCGGUUGCAAAGCGUUCUGGCUGCGGGAGGCUGUCCUGCCGCUGCUGUGUGGGCCGGUUUGGCCCCUGGCUCUUGGUGAGCUGGCAGCGUCACCGGACAAAGAGCCCCGAGCCUUGGGGUGUCCCAGAAGUCGACGCGUGGGUUUACUUCCCCUCGGGUCCCACGGGAUCGCUUCCCUCCCGGCGGAUUCCGAAGCCCGCCCAGUCGCCGUACCAGUGGCUCCUGCUGCUUGGACGCAGGGCUAAUCCUGCCCUUCUGAUCUAAUCCGGAUCGGGACCUGGGCCCGGGGGAGGCCCCCACCUUCUCCUAUUGUUCUGGGGCCCAGGUGACCCUCGGGCUGAUGGUGGCAGGCAGAGACGACGGAAAGAGCUCAGGCUGGCGGCCCUCUCUGGAAUCCCCGGAGGACACUGAUGAGGGAGGUCCUGGGUCCUCUCUGUAGGGCCGCAAUGGCGGUGAGUCCCACAGGGCCGCCCAGCCCGCAGCUCGCUAAAGAUAGCUCUUCACUUCCUGGGGAAAAACCACCCCAACCGUCUUCACCGAGGGAGAGAAGUAGCUGAAAUCACCAACUUGCCGGUGGGUCUCAGCCCGGCAGCAGCUUACCUACAGCAUGGAAAGUGCUUUGGAAUGACACGAUCACUCCCGUUGAGUGGGCACCCAAGAAGCCAUCGGGAAUGUCGUGUCCGCCCAGUGCGCUUUCGGCACCCCCCAAGCAGGGCCUCAGAGCCCUGACCCAGAGAGGAACCUUACCAAACUUUGCUUAUCCCUAGGGCUCACUCUUGCGGAGCACAGUUCACUAGUUCGAUUCAUUCAUAACUAGGGGAAGCGGAGGAGAUUUAAGUUACAUUGAAAUGAAAGCGUUUGGACAGAAGAAAGCUUUCCCGCAGUGUGCUCCACCUGAGGUCUCUGAUGAGUUGGGUCUUCCCAUGAUCACAUUUAAUUGUCGCAAACAGGCCAGUUAUUUAAAGAAAGAUCAAAGGUGCCGGUAACACCUGGUCAAAGGAAAAACAUUAAAGGUUGGUAAUUCUGGAAAUUAUGAUAAUUCCUCAGGUAUCAAGAGGUGCAAUUUUAUCAGAUUGGACUUUUAUUGGGAAUAAAGACGUCCCGUGCCACAAACGAGGGAAGUCAUGCAAAUGAUCAGAAAGAACUCGUUUGUUUUCUUGCUUGUUUGUUUGCUUGCUUUUAAAGUAGGUAGUAAAGUGUCUUUAAUGAAAGGUGGGCAGCACUUGGGAGGCAGAAGCAGACAGAUCUCUGAGUUCCA
Molecule: messenger RNA, 1641 nt
Organism: Onychomys torridus (southern grasshopper mouse)
Lineage: Eukaryota; Metazoa; Chordata; Mammalia; Rodentia; Cricetidae
Exons: 2
Coding region: 36-647 (203 amino acids)
Source: RefSeq, a predicted model, not a curated record